Molecule: messenger RNA, 2703 nt
Organism: Vicia faba (fava bean)
Lineage: Eukaryota; Viridiplantae; Streptophyta; Magnoliopsida; Fabales; Fabaceae
Source: the annotation of a GenBank genome assembly
AUGGACAUUUCCGUCAAUUCCUUAUUCACAUUCAUCUUCUUCUUCUUCUUCACCUUCGUAGCUUCUAACCCUUCCGAUUCAUCUUUCCAAACCACCUACAACCGUCUCUGCAAUGACAUCGUCCCCGUCCCCGCCUCCGCCUCCUCGCCGCCGUCCGACACUCCAACCACCUCCGCCAUCGCCCAAUCUCUCUACUUCCAAUCCGGUUACUUCUCCGGCGGCGAUCCACUUUUCAACCUAUCCCCCGACUCGAGCUUCUACAAACACGUCUCGUUCCAUGUCACCUCCGCCCGGAGAAUCCCAACCGACAGUACAAGCGACGGCGUAUAUCAAUUGCUAGGGAAAUUGAAUCUCCGGCAACGAGCGAGAGUCCGGUCCAAUCCGACGAGGGUUUAUCCGGGACCUAGGGUUCCGCUGAGGAUGCGUGUUCCUUCUCUGAAAGGUUUUUGGUCACAAUCUUCUGGUAAGCUUUGUAUGUUUGGAAGAGGAUCUUAUGGUAGUAGAAACAAUCUCAGAGAUGUUAAUGUUGUUAUUAAGCUUCGUUACCCGAAUCGUGUUACGCUUUUGGAUAGUUUGAUUACUGGAACUGUUGAAAGUUUUGAUGAAAUUAAUAGCUUGCAUUAUUUUGAACCUGUUUCAAUGUUGACUGUAUCUCAGAGUUCGAAUUAUAAUUUUACAAUGGCUGGGAACAACGAUGAUAGUCGUUGUGUAGCGGGAUCUGGAUCGAAUGAGGAAAGUUUGAACCUUGGAAAUUUGAAACAAGGGGUCUGUCCUGGGUUUCUCGAUCAUGUGGAUAGCUUUCAUCUUGAAUAUGGGAGUCACUGUAAUAAUAUUAGUUGCAAUCCCUUUGGUGGUGAAAAGUUGCUUGGUUUCAUGGGUUUGUACACAACUCGGUGCGUAGAGAGGGGGAAGAUUCAGAUGUUGUUGGAUUUUCAUGAUACGGAAUAUCGUGAGUGGUUGCUUCUGUCUCGUCCGAAUACAACAUUGAUAUCUGAGGGGGUGUGGGACGAGAAGGAGAAUCGGCUUUGUGCAGUUGCGUGUCGGAUUUUGAACAUCACAGGGUCUCCUUAUGUUGGAGAUUGUUCGAUUAAGCUUACGUUAAGGUUUCCUGCUGUGUUGUCUUUAAGAAAUAGGAGUACUGCUUUGGGCCGGAUAUGGAGUGAUAAGCUUGUUGGUGAAUCUGGCUACUUCGGCAGCGUGGGAUUUGAAAGUAUCUUGAGGAGAUCAGGAAGUUCGCCUGAUGGUUUACAGUACAAGUAUACUGAAAUUGACAGAGUAAGAAAGUCUUGUGCCGAAAAGGUGACUGCUAGAGGAAAAGGAAAGAACUAUCCAGAUGUAUAUUCUUCUGAUAUAGCAUUUAGCAUGGUUGUGACAGACAACAAAGGGCGAGUAACUCAAGGUUUCUCAUUACCAUUGUUUGUUGGUGAUCAAAGUUAUGAAGGGCGGCCUCAUGGGGUUCCAUUUCUUCCGACGAAUGGUGGAAACUUGAAAGCACAUGGUUUUCAAAACAGCAAUUCAUUGAAUGUCAGCUAUGCAUUUUUCCUUAAGCCUUCUGAUGUUAUGUUUGGUAAUGAGGUCUCAUCAACAGAAAUCAAAAUUAGUGCUGAAGGAUUAUACAACAGGAACACUGGAGUAAUGUGUCUGAUAGGGUGUCGGCAUUUGAGAACAAAUAACAAAUUACUGACGAAGAAUGAGUCUCUGGACUGUGAAAUCAUGAUUAAUGUCCAGUUUCCUCCAUUGAAUGCAAAAGUAGGUGAACCUGUUGAAGGGACUAUAGAAAGCACGCGACAAAAGACAGAUUCUUACUAUUUUGAACCCCUUCAGUUGUCUUCAGAUUCGUUAACCAAACGAGAAGCAGACGCAUCCAUUUGGAGAAUGGACCUUGAGAUCAUUAUGGUAAUGAUAUCUAACACACUUGCUUGUGUGUUUGUAGGAUUGCAACUCCUCCAUGUGAAAAAGCACGCAGAAGCACUUCCUCACAUUUCCAUUGUGAUGCUUCUAUUCAUUACUCUAGGUCACAUGGUUCCCCUGAUGCUGAACUUUGAAGCCUUAUUCAAGGUGAAUCACAAUAGUGUGCAGGAUGCUUUUCUUGGGAGUGGAGGCUGGCUUCAAGUGAAGGAAGUAGUUGUGAGAAUGGUGACAAUGGUAGCUUUUCUUCUAGAGUUGCGUCUUCUACAAUUGACAUGGUCUUCAAGACAGACUGAAGAAAGCCAGACACAGACGGGUUUGUGGGUUUCUGAAAAAUGGGUUCUAUUCAUUAUUCUACCAUUGUAUUUUACCGGUGGAUUAACUGCAUGGUUCGUGCACAUAUGGAAGAAUUAUCGCCAGAAAAGCUCUCGACCCUUCCGUCUUUCUCGCCACAAGUUUAAAACUCCUCGUCAACAUUUUAAUCAACUGCCAUCACUCUGGGAAGAUAUGAAAUCUUAUGCUGGUUUACUCCUAGACGGGUUUUUGCUCCCACAAAUUAUGUUCAACAUAUUGUCAAACUCAGAAGAAAAACCAUUGGCAUCUUUGUUUUAUUUUGGAACAACCAUUGUUCGCAUACUGCCCCAUGCAUAUGAUCUUUAUAGAGCUCACAGCUCUGCAUGGCACCUUGUUGUAUGCUUACAGCAAAGAUUUGGCAGCCGAUGUUUUCUUCCAAAGAGGUUCAGGGGAACUUCUGCAUAUGAGAAAGUACCUGUUAUUGGUAAUGACGAUUUGUGA